Molecule: messenger RNA, 1082 nt
Organism: Micropterus dolomieu (smallmouth bass)
Lineage: Eukaryota; Metazoa; Chordata; Actinopteri; Centrarchiformes; Centrarchidae
Exons: 6
Cellular component (GO): plasma membrane
Molecular function (GO): transmembrane signaling receptor activity
Source: RefSeq, a predicted model, not a curated record
AGGAUGGAAACACUGGUCUCACCAAUGCCCAGAUCCCAUCUGUCCAUACAGGAACUGAAGGAGGAGAUAUCACAGUUACAUGCCCCUUUUCUUCACCUGGAAGCUCGAUGUUCUUUUGCAAGAGAGAAUGUAAACCAGAGGACAUCCUCAUUCACACAACUGGUGUCAGAGAUCAGAGAGGCAGAUACAGCAUCACAUAUGAAGGAGGAUAUUCUUUAUAUUCUAAAUAUGUUUUUGUGAGCAUCACACAGCUGACCAAGUCUGACUCAGGACUGUACAGAUGUGGUCUGGGUGGAUCAGACAUCAAGUUUGAAAUCAUUGUUGUAGAUGCACUGCUGGAUGGAAAUCCUCCUGAAGAAACAUCCCUCUAUACAAGAGCUGGAGGAAAUAUUGUAGUUGAAUGCUCCUUUACUGUCUCUGGAAGCAGGAGGUACUUCUGCAAGGAAGAAUGUGAAGAGAAAGACAUUCUUGUUGAAACAACUGGUUACACAGCUGAGAGAGGCAGAUACAGCAUCAGAUAUACACAACGAUCUCUGACAGAUGUAUCUGUGUAUGUGAGCAUCACACAGCUGACCAAGUCUGACUCAGGACGGUACAGGUGUGGUCUGGACAGACGUUUUUCACGAGAUCCCUACCGGGAGUUUGAGAUCAUUGUCACAGAUGCUCCAACCACUUUAAAACCAAAAUCGACUUUACCGGUCUUUUCAACAUCAGACCCAUCAGCCUCCACACCAACACAGAUUUCUCAGACUAACCAGCAGCCGAUUGAGACAGGACCAUCUCAAGAUGUGUGGCUGCCUGUCGGUCUGACUCUGGCCGUCAUGGUUAUCCUAUUAUUACUGGCUGUGGUGAUAUACUGCAGGAAGAGGUCUUCUAAACCCAAGGGAGCUCCAGUGGAAACAGAGUACACUUCUGUCACAGAGACCAACCAAGUGUACGAGAACAUCAGAGAGGACAGACACAGCAGAUCUGCUCCUGUGGAAAUCUCUUCAGUUUACACUCUCGCCAAAUAUACCCACCAAAAAACUCCUGAAUCCACUGAUGACUACAGCUCUGUCUCUGCAUCCAGAUUUCAAAAUACA